AUGAUAUUGCGUCGCCUCCUUCCGCUUUUUAUUCUAAUCGCUACCGCCUAUGGAUGUCAGGAUACGGAGACCGUGACGUUUUUUGUGAAUGGAGAUGCAAAGUUGCCCCAAUCAGCGACAGCAUGCUUUAAUUCGUGUGCUCUUGGCAAUUGUACAGGUGUACUCUUCCAAGACGACAAAUGUAUAGUGAUGGACAAGACCAACUAUUUCGGACGUGUCGAGGAGAAAAACUACAUUGAGAAGAAAUGUGUCAAAAAAGCACCACAUAAGCUGCUUGUCAUGGAAUGGGACGAUCGUAUACUGGUUGAUAGAAGUCGGUCUGUGAAGAAAGCGGAUACGAAACUCGAGUGCCUGAGUCUUUGUGCACAGGAGAAGAGUUUUCCGUGCUUGUCUGCAAUGUUCUACAGGGAGAGCAAAGAUUGCCUGCUGAAUUCUGCGUCGAGUAGCUCGGCGAAGCUGAAAAUGGAUACCGGGGGAUUCAAGGUGUCGUAUAUGGAGUUGCAUGGGUUGAAAGAAGCGGUCCACUGCCUCAAUUCGUUCAAGAUGAUCGCCCACGACGCCAUCGAAAUCCGCGGCGAAUCGCGCAUUUACAACGGCUCCGACGGUCUCGCGGCGUGCAUUCAAAAGUGUGCCGACUGUGACAUUGUCAUGUAUAACGAGGCGUUCGCCGAGUGCUACUCGGUAUGGUAUGACCCAUCUGGACAGGUGCUGGAUUUUGUGAAUGAUGAGUAUCAAGUACUCACAAAUGCUUGCUCUGACUACAAAAAGGAUUGCAAAUCCAAGAAUUCAUUGUACAUCUCUUAUGGGAAUCCGGACCAGAAGUUAAAGGCAGAGUGUCUGGAAAAGUGCACAAUGUCUGAAAAUUGUCAGUAUGCAUAUCAAUCUAAGGAUCUUAACACCUGUGUGAUAUCUCGAAAACGAAAAUCUCUGCCAUUGCUCGCCCAAAAAUUAUGUAUUGAUGUGGAUGGCUUGACUGAUGGCUCCGCGAUUUUAUUUGAUGAAAUCGGAGGCUGUAAGACACAGACAUCCCAGGGGGGACACCAGAUGUCUAACGUAGAGUUACACGAAUGUAUGCAGUUGUGCACGACACAUCCGACGAGAAGUUGUGAAUCCAUCAGCUACACCAAAUCACGCGAGUGCUACUUGCAUGACGGACCCGUUCCAACUGAGGAGCUGAACUCGGAAUGUUCAGUGUUCACACUGAAUGUUAUUACUUUUGAGCAGGAAGUUGAGACUACCACGAUUCCUCCAGGCGAUUCGAAAGUCAAAAAACCUCACAAAGCGAAAACAUUCUCCAGUGGCAAUAAGAAGGAUCAGAAGAAAGUUGAAGAGAAAAAACUGUACGUCAAGAAGUCCCCAAAAACUUCUUCAUCUCUAGCCGAUAUCAAAAUCCACACCCAAUGCAAUUUCGGUCACAUCUCCGUCAAAAUCACUCCUGACACUCCAGGAAAUCCACAGAUGACUUCCGGCGAGAUUUACGUUAGAAACGGUCACUCAAACUGUUCUGAAACCAUCGAUUCCAGAGGGGAGGCCACUCUGAAAAUCUAUCACAACGAUACCUCGUGCCCUAUUACAAAAAAUGGGGAGAUCUACGAGACCGUGGUUGUUGUAACCCAAAAUAUCGAGGGGAACGCAACGGUGAUCACGAUCGACGAUCAACUUUUUAAAGUUCGAUGUGAUUACUCGAAUCAGAAGAAAGCGGUCGCCGUGGCAAAAACAAUGAAUUUGAGAACUACCCAAUACAACAAACUUGAUAUUUACGGAAAAGUAAAUGUGAAACCUAUGAGUAUGGAACUUCGAGGAAAACGAGAAAUCGUCAAAGCGCAGACUGUAAAAAUCGGUCAGAGCCUGGAUUUGGUCUUCACCGCGGAAAAUUCCACCUCGGCUAGACAGGUUUUCGUGCAAAAGUGUACAGCGUUGGAUCGAGAUGGAGAUGAGAAGAUUGUGCUUAUUAAGAAAGGAUGUGCUACCCAACACGCGAAGGAAUACGUUUUACGAGACGAGAUCAAGGAGACCGAAACGGGUUUUAUUCUCCCGUUCCGCGCGUUUCGAUUCAAACAGGGAGACGCGGUGAAGAUCGAAUGUGAAGUUAGAUAUUGUGAAAAGUGCAAAAAGGUAAGCCAAACUGCUCCUCCCGAAACCGCCGUUUCGCCAGUACUGAAGACGUCGACGAUGACUCCCUGCUAA
Caenorhabditis remanei is the source of this 2187-nucleotide messenger RNA. RefSeq lists its product as uncharacterized. Lineage: Eukaryota; Metazoa; Nematoda; Chromadorea; Rhabditida; Rhabditidae. The coding region runs from base 1 to 2187 and encodes 728 amino acids. The transcript is spliced from 9 exons. The record is from RefSeq and is a predicted model, not a curated record.